Brachypodium distachyon (stiff brome) is the source of this 918-nucleotide messenger RNA. Its product is annotated as protein DEHYDRATION-INDUCED 19 homolog 5. The transcript has 5 exons. Lineage: Eukaryota; Viridiplantae; Streptophyta; Magnoliopsida; Poales; Poaceae. The coding region runs from base 83 to 724 and encodes 213 amino acids. The record is from RefSeq and is a predicted model, not a curated record.
CCUUGAGAGUCAUCAUAUAUAAACAGACAGGAGGCUGAGGAGUUCUGAUCCAACUCCACUUCCUUUGUGUUUACUUGCAUGUAUGUGCUGCUGCGUCAGUUACAGUUACACAUCUUCUCUUCCUACUGAGAAGAGUAGAGAAGAGCAGCAGUGCAGUGUAGCCAUGGAGGUAGAAGCACAAGCUUCCUACAGCUAUGGCUUCCUCCCUUCAGGCAGACACCAGCCUUAUGCCCCUCAUCCUCCCCAUCCUCCAGAAGAUGGGGAGUUGUGGGAGUACUUUCCUUGCCCUUUCUGUUACAUCGAGGUCGAAAUGCCCUUCAUCUGCAACCAUCUGCAGGAGGAACAUUGCUUUGACACCAGAAAUGCUGUUUGCCCGAUAUGCGCUGAGAAUCUGGGGAAAAACAUGUCUGCACAUUUCAGAGUCCAACACUCUCAUCUUCUCAAGAGGAGGAAGCCUUCCAAGCCCAGCUCAUGGCCAUCAGCAGCGCAUGGGGAGGAACCAUAUGAAGUGAAUUCCUACAUGAUGAACAACAGGCUAUGCCAGGAUCCUGAACCUGACCCACUGCUCUCCCAGUUCAUCUGCAGCGCCGAUCAAACCGAAUCGAAAUCGCGCGACAGAUCGAGGCGGCACGGGGGUGGUUCUUCGGCAACCUCAGAUGUUCAGAGGCCAGCGUGUGAGCCAACUGGAGCUGGAGGAGAGGCUGCAGAGAGUCGAGUUUCUUAAGGAGAUAAUCACAUCAACGAUUAUUUAAUCUGUGUUGUGUUGGAGUUUCUUGAGCGGUUUUAACAUGAUUAGGGGUUUGUGAGCGCAGAUGACCUAUAUGAAUGCUACUGUAACCCUUCUUAACCUUUUUUCUUCCUUCGAACUACGGGUGUUUCCUGGGUGUUGUGUGAAAAAUAACAUCAAGGUUUCAUUGA